This is a messenger RNA of Lodderomyces margitis, 1146 nucleotides long. It is a transcript of the gene SET6, whose product is annotated as Set6p. Gene Ontology annotation, molecular function: protein binding. NCBI's taxonomy places the organism in Eukaryota, Fungi, Ascomycota, Pichiomycetes, Serinales, Debaryomycetaceae. The record is from RefSeq and is a predicted model, not a curated record. Gene Ontology annotation, cellular component: nucleus. The coding region runs from base 1 to 1146 and encodes 381 amino acids. The transcript has a single exon.
AUGGAGGAAAUACCGACCGACCAACCACACACAUUGACAUCACCAUCAAUAGAAGAAAAACUCAAUAGUAUAUCUUCCUAUUUUACAGUUGGCCCCACAGAGUACGGUGGUAGGGGAUGCUUUGCCAGAUCGGCAAUACCCAAAGGAACUCAGAUCCAUUAUUGUACUUCACCUGUUGGAUCUUCAAUAGCAAAACCCUUCAGGAAGGAAGUUUGCACGUACUGCUUCAAUUAUUAUAAUGGAGAUUCCAUGAAGACCAAACUAACUAAAGCAAUAACUGGAAAGAAAGAAUCGUCCCCGCUCUACUUUUGCAGCAAGGAGUGCCUUGAUAGCUUUGUUGACCAAGACAUUGAUGAUAUCUUGCUAACCAACCUAUUAUUAGUGGAGCAAAAUUAUUCCACAGGACUAAAAAAGCCAGAGGUGGAUGCUCUAGAACCAGUGGGUAAUUUGGAUAAACAAAUAGAUCGUGAAUGGGAGCGGGUGGAUCAAUGGGCAGCACGAAUGGACUCAACACGAGGCAGCAAAAGAAUAAACUUUUUACCAAGAAUUGAUGAAAGUGAAUACCUUGAGAUCAAGUACAUUGUUAAUGUAUUAUUCAAUAAGUUUAAGCUAAUGCGUCAGCAUGACAAUGAAAACGAUCAAGGAGUUUCAUUGGGGAUGGAAAUGUUUUUAUUCGACCUUCUACAAUCGACUGAACGUGAAAAGUAUCACAAGUACCCAUACCUUCUAUUCUCCUAUAUGAAUAUCUUUAAAUUCAUCAAACUUACCUGUACAGCCGAGCUUCAGCAAUUUAUUACCACUGACAGUAUCAGAGAUUUAAUUGGCAAAAACCUCUCCAAUGCCUUUGGCAUAUGGUCCAACACAACAAGCAAAGAUGAGGAUAAAGAGUUUCUUGGGUUUAGUGUAUACCCAUCGGCUUCCUUUUUCAACCAUUCAUGUGCACCAAAUAUCAUUAAAAUUAGGAUUCGUAACGAUAUGCGCUUUGAAACCUUGAGAGAUAUCGCACCUGGUGAAGAGUUGUGUAUAAACUACGGCAAUUUUCAAAAUGAAAAUGUCGACAAACGACAAUUGGAGUUACAAGAAUGGUUUUUCAAUUGUGGAUGUACAAAAUGCCAAAUGGAACUUGACAGUUAUGUGAAGUCGUAG